Globicephala melas (long-finned pilot whale) is the source of this 600-nucleotide messenger RNA. RefSeq names its product large ribosomal subunit protein uL22-like. Gene Ontology annotation, biological process: cytoplasmic translation. The record is from RefSeq and is a predicted model, not a curated record. Gene Ontology annotation, molecular function: structural constituent of ribosome. NCBI's taxonomy places the organism in Eukaryota, Metazoa, Chordata, Mammalia, Artiodactyla, Delphinidae. Gene Ontology annotation, cellular component: cytosolic large ribosomal subunit; ribosome.
UGGCCUGAGGUGACCUCUAAAAAUGGUUCGCUAUUCACUUGACCCAGAAAAUCCCACAAAAUCAUGCAAGUCGAGAGGUUCAAAUCUUCGUGUUCACUUUAAGAGCACUCGUGAAACAGCCCAGGCCAUUAAGGGUAUGCAUAUCCGAAAAGCCACCAAGUAUCUGAAGGAUGUCACUUUAAAGAAGCAAUGCGUGCCGUUCCGUCAUUACAAUGGUGGAGGUGGUAGGUGUGCCCAGGCCAGACAGUGGGGCUGCACGCAGGGUCGGUGGCCCAGAAAGAGUGCUGAAUUUUUACUGCACAUGCUCAAAAAUGCAGAGAGUAAUGCUGAACUUAAGGGCUUAGAUGUAGAUUCUCUGGUCAUUGAGCACAUCCAGGUGAACAAAGCCCCCAAGAUGUGGCACAGGACUUAUAGAGCUCAUGGUCGGAUCAACCCAUACAUGAGCUCUCCGUGCCACAUUGAGAUGAUCCUUACUGAAAAAGAACAGAUUGUUCCUAAACCAGAAGAGGAGGUUGCCCAGAAGAAAAAGAUAUCCCAGAAGAAAUUGAACAAACAAAAACUUAUGGCCCGGGAAUAAAUGCUGCAAAAAAUAAAUGCAAA